UUAGAAAUCGCCAAGUGCAAAUAGCCAUAAAACCAUGAUACACGUCUACAAUAAAAACAAUAUUAAGUACUUUUACAGAACCGGCUGCUAUAUGUCGUUUAUUUAAUUUUUAGUCACACUACUAAUACAUUGUGUUAAAAUUGUAAUUGAAAUAUAUUAUUACACUAUUUUCUAGAUUUAUAUGCCCUUAAAGUUUUAUAUUUAUUUUUAGAGACUUACUUUUAAAAUGAAACUCGCUCGGGGAAUUUUAAUAUUCUCGGGAUUUUUAUUACAUUCUGUUUUUGCUGAUUCUGCACUUGAUCUUUCUGAUUCGGAUUUUGAAUCAUCAGUCUCAGAAUAUGAUACAUCUUUGGUUAUGUUUUAUGCCCCAUGGUGUGGUCAUUGCAAAAAACUAAAACCUGAAUUUGAAAAGGCUGCUAAAACAUUACUGACAGAAGAUCCUCCAGUGACUUUGGCAAAGGUUGAUUGUACUGAAGCUGGUAAAGAUACUUGUAACAAAUUUGGUGUUUCUGGUUAUCCAACUUUGAAAAUUUUCAGAAAUGGUGAGAUGUCUAAAGAAUAUAAUGGACCUCGUGAUGCAAGUGGUAUUGUUAAGUAUAUGAAAUCUCAAGUCGGACCAAGUUCAAAAGAUCUUGCUACUUUGGAAGCAUUAGAAUUAUUUAUUUCUAAGGAUGAUGUUGCUGUUGUUGGAUUCUUUCAAACUGAAACCGACCUUAAAGGAAAGUUUAUUCAAUUGGCUAACAAAUUAAGAGAAAAAGUUAAUUUUGGUCAUAGUACUUCUGCACCUGUGUUAGACAAGUACAAUUACAAGAACAAUGUUGUACUCUAUAGACCUAAACAUUUAAGUAAUAAAUUUGAACCUGAUUUUAUUGAUUAUAAUGGUGAAGAAUCAACGUCUGCAUUAGAAUCAUGGAUUAAUUCUAAUUAUCAUGGCUUAGUUGGACAUCGUCAAAAGGAAAAUAUGGAAGCCUUUAAACCACCUUAUGUUGGUGUUUAUUAUGCUGUAGACUAUGGGAAGAACCCUAAAGGAACCAACUACUGGCGUAAUAGAGUUCUUAAAGUUGCCAAAUCAGUCAAAGGAGUAUCUAUGGCAAUCAAUAACAAGGAUGAUUUCCAACAUGAAAUUAAUGAACAUGGCUUAGAUUUUGUAUCAGAUGAUAAGCCUAUAGUUCUUGCUCGAUCCCUUGAUAACAAGAAGUAUAUAAUGAAAGAUGAUUUUUCGGUUGAAAACUUGGAAAAAUUCAUUAAUGAUUUCCAAAAUGGAAAUUUAGAACCAUAUAUUAAAUCUGAACCUAUCCCUGAAGACAAUAGUUCACCUGUUAAAGUAGCUGUUGCUAAAAAUUUUGAUGAUAUAGUUAUUAAUAAUGGAGUAGAUACAUUAGUAGAAUUUUAUGCUCCUUGGUGUGGACAUUGUAAAAGCUUAGCUCCAGUAUAUGAACAAGUAGCAGAAAAAUUAAAAGAUGAAGCAGUGUCACUUGUUAAAAUGGAUGCAACUGCUAAUGAUGUUCCUCCAUUAUUUGAUGUUAGAGGUUUUCCUACUUUAUACUGGCUACCUAAAGAUAGCAAAACCAAACCUAUUCGUUAUGAGGGAGGCCGUGAUGUAAAUGACUUCAUAAAAUAUAUUUCUACCAAGGCAACAAAUGAGCUCAAGAAUUUUGAUAGAUCAGGAAAUGUGAAAGAUAUUAAAAAUGAAUUAUAAAUAAAUCCAGAAGGCUGAUAGCUAAUUAAAAAAAAAAAUAAUUAAUUUUAGCUACUCCAACUUAUUCAAUUAUUUGAAUAGGGUUCUAAUUUUAAGUAUAUUAAUAAAUAAGAACAUUAUAUACUACUUAAAUUUUUUUUAAGAAUUUUAGUUAAAAUUCUUUUUAGUUUAAUGGGAAAGUUAUAUUAUGUUGUAAGCAUUCUAUAUUUACCAGUAUAUUUUUUUUUUUAAUAAAUCUGUUGUGAUUUUUCUAAUUAAUAUUUAUUUUUUAACUUUGAUGCGAAGCUGAAGUUUUGUGAAUAGUGUUUUUUUGUCUGUCCAUAAAAAUUCAUCUCUCAUUGGUUAUGUUUCUAAUGAUCAAUAUGUCAAAAGAACUAAAUUUUAAUUUAGUUGAACCUAACAAUGCUAAACAUUUAAAUAACCUAUAGAUUUUAGAAAGUAAAAAAAAUAUAUCUAAAUUACACACACAAUUGUACAAAAACUUAAUUUUCAAAGAAGUUUUCUAAAUUUCAAAACUGAUACAACCAUUUUAUUAAACACUAUACAAACAGUUCUAAUAGAGUAUAUUAGAGGCAAUAAGUUUUAUUUUGGUGUGCUUUUUGUAACAAUUGAUAAAAAAUUUCAGUACAGGGUUUGAAAGAGACGACCACCAAGACAUGUAAAGAAAUUUGUUUAACUCAAUUUUUGAAAAUAUUCUCGAUCUGACAAAUUUUAACCAAUUUCAAAUUAAAGCUCUUGAAGUGUACAAUAUAAAAAAGAAAUUGUUCUAUAAGAAAUCAGCCAUCGAAUCAAAAAAAUGUUCAAUUAAGCAAAUAAUGUAACAAGCAUUUAAUAUUUAAGUAAAAUUUUAAAUCUUAGAUAUUGUAACAUUAAAAAUAUACAAUUUGUGUGAAAUUCAAGAUUCA
Messenger RNA from Daktulosphaira vitifoliae (grape phylloxera), 2604 nucleotides. Its product is annotated as protein disulfide-isomerase A3. Gene Ontology annotation, biological process: protein folding; response to endoplasmic reticulum stress. Bases 227 to 1699 code for a protein of 490 amino acids. Lineage: Eukaryota; Metazoa; Arthropoda; Insecta; Hemiptera; Phylloxeridae. Gene Ontology annotation, cellular component: endoplasmic reticulum. The transcript is spliced from 9 exons. Gene Ontology annotation, molecular function: protein disulfide isomerase activity. The record is from RefSeq and is a predicted model, not a curated record.